Messenger RNA from Priapulus caudatus, 607 nucleotides. Its product is annotated as aminopeptidase N-like. Gene Ontology annotation, biological process: proteolysis; peptide catabolic process. The transcript is spliced from 5 exons. The record is from RefSeq and is a predicted model, not a curated record. Gene Ontology annotation, molecular function: zinc ion binding; metalloaminopeptidase activity; peptide binding. The coding region runs from base 110 to 607 and encodes 165 amino acids. NCBI's taxonomy places the organism in Eukaryota, Metazoa, Priapulida, Priapulimorpha, Priapulimorphida, Priapulidae. Gene Ontology annotation, cellular component: cytoplasm.
AAAUUAUCUGACAGCUCACAGUGGAUCGUCGGCAGAUACGGACGACCUCUGGACUGCGAUACAACAGGCUGUAGAUGCUGAUCACGUGAACAUUGACAUAAAAUCUGUGAUGGACACUUGGACCCUACAGCCUGGUUACCCUUACGUCACCGUGACAGCGGAAGACGACUGUUAUGUGUUUACACAGCAUCAAUUUCUAGAGGGUCAACGAAGGAGAUUACAGGCAAACAAUUCCACUUCUACAAGCCCGAGCGAUGCAGAGAGCGGGAUCUUGUAUGCGAUACCCCUGUUUACAAAACAGCAGGAGCAGCCAAACAGCAGGCCGGAAGUCUAUUGGUUAACAACGAAAUCAUUGAAAAUACGAAAGGGAGAGCUGGACGGCGAGGCUUGGCAAUUGGUGAAUAAGAACGCAGCAGGAUUCUACAGAGUUCUGCAUUCUGAAACGGAAUUUCUCAGUUUGGUGCAGUUACUAAAAGCUAACAUAACCGCUGUGGACGUGAGGUCUCGGGCGCAGUUUAUCAGCGACACCUACAGUUUCGCAUUCUUGUUACUCCACCGCCGCGCAGCAACACGUGACCACAUGCAUAUCUAUUCCGCACACGGCUAA